GUGAUGAUCCAUCGAUUGCAACAAAUGAAGCACAACAAGAUUCACUUAGCCAACUGUUAGGGCCUGACAAUCCUGGUAGAAUGAGGGCAAUGGGUAGAAAUAUGAAUAAGACCAAGUUAGCUUGUUUCCAAGUGAAGCACAAGUGUAUGGCUCAAAUGCAAGAGAAUCAGAUUCAGCUCCAGCAGAAGGUCACUGAGUUAGAAGAUGUAAUUCUGAAAAUGAAGAAUCAGAGACAAUCACCUGAGGUUGGUGAAAACUCAGCUGCAAGAAGUGUGAAUAAAAGAUCACAACCAAAGUGUGUCUUGAUUGAUUGGGCUGGUUCUGAGGAAAAAGUUGCUGAGGGGCUUAUUAUGUCUUCUGAUCCUGAUGAAUUAGUUAAUGAAAGUCGCUUAGGCCCUACGGAUGUUAAAGUCUUGAUUGUCACUGCUAUUGUACCAGAAGCAUUCCUUUGGAGACCUGCGAUUAACAUGUGCACCAUUGAGAAAGCUGUUGGACAUAUGGUGGCCUAGCCAUCUAGUUUGUGUGUUAAUCUAGAAGAGGAGCUCCAACCAGAAGACAUUGCAACCCUGGGAUCAAGACCUAAUUCUGUGAACAAGUGCAAGCUACUGGAUUUGUCUUCAUAUGAUGUUGUUGUUGCAGAAGGACGUUGG
Messenger RNA from Arabidopsis lyrata subsp. lyrata, 650 nucleotides. RefSeq lists its product as uncharacterized. NCBI's taxonomy places the organism in Eukaryota, Viridiplantae, Streptophyta, Magnoliopsida, Brassicales, Brassicaceae. The coding region runs from base 81 to 509 and encodes 142 amino acids. The transcript has 4 exons. The record is from RefSeq and is a predicted model, not a curated record.